AUGCGGGGUCCGAUCCCGCAUCGGUGGCUGCUGCGGGCGCAUUUCCUCGAAGUCUUACCUCGAAGGGCUUGGGUCUCCCCCGCGAGCCCUGUGCCUCCCGGAGUUUCCCCCACGCCCUUCUGGCCGGGCCGCCGCGAGGCUCCGCAGGGGAAAGACCAGCGGGGGAUUCGCCCCCAGCCUGUAUCACAGGAAAACCCCGGGAGCAGCCCCGACGCAGUGCAUUUCCCGGAAACCCCCUCUCCCGGCGCGCUGCGGGAAGGCCUGGGGCUCCUCGCGCGGACUACCCGCCCGCCUCGCCAAAGGAGGGUCGGAGACCCAGGUGAAAAGCAUAACCGCCAGGAAGAGGCGAGCCCAGAGCGCGGAGAAGGAGAGGUCGGGAAACCCCGCCCCACCCCCUUGUCUUGGGGUGGGGAAUUCGCAACCCAAGCCAGAACCCUAGGCUUGGGGCACGCUCCCAGCCUGCGGCCAAGGAAAGACAUUCGAAGGUUGAGGAUUAGGGACGCCUCUCAUUUCAGCCCCCGAGUUCCGGCGAGCGUCCACCCUGCGCUCCCCGCCGAGCCCGCCCCCGCCCCCUUCCCAGCCCCCGGCCCGCGCGCCACUGCCCCUUUAAGAAGCCCAGGUAGGCAGGCCCGGCUGCGGGAGCCGCUCCUAUGGCAACCCGCGAGCUGCGGCGGCUUCAUGAAUAUUCCGGGGCGCGGGAGCCGAGCGCUGCCGGAGGGCGCUCCGGGGGAGGCGGCCGCUGAUGUAAGCCCGGCGGGCCGCUGGGCUCCGCUCGGCUGCGGCGGGAGACCCGGAACGGGCCGGCCGGGCUCGGCCAAAGGAAGCGAGCCGAGCUCGCGCGUGGCUGGCCACAAAGGCCGGGCGACGGGACAGACUGACAGCCCGCCUGCCCGCGGGACGCACGCCCUAGAGGCGCGCGGGCCGUGCGUUCUGCACUCCAAAGCGGUUUUCCAAACGCCGCGGCCGCAGAGCCGCUUCAACCCGCGCCCAUUGUUCCCCGCGGGGGCGGGGCGCUUGGAGCCGGGCGGCGCGCCGCGCCCCUGA
This is a messenger RNA of Phacochoerus africanus (Common warthog), 1044 nucleotides long. Its product is annotated as translation initiation factor IF-2-like. The coding region runs from base 1 to 1044 and encodes 347 amino acids. Lineage: Eukaryota; Metazoa; Chordata; Mammalia; Artiodactyla; Suidae. The transcript has a single exon. The record is from RefSeq and is a predicted model, not a curated record.